GAAGAAGAAGAAGACGAAGAAGAAGAAGAAGAAGCGUUAUCCAAUCCGCUUGGCAAAUGGCGGGUGCUUUGAAAGAAAAACAACUUGUCCGACAUGUUUAUGCAGCAUUACAGGCUGCCUCGUGUCCCUUGGUGGAAGGUCUGUACCUGCAGGAAGCCGACACCAUGCUGCAGCUGCUGUGUGCUCCCUCUCAGCAGCGCACCGACAUACUGGCAUGGAUCUGCAGCAGCAUCAACCCAAGCUUUGCCAACUCCAAGACGAUGGCGGUGAAAUCCCACGGCCCAGAAGUUUUGACUAAAGAAAUGGCUGUGCUCGGGCAGGAAUUGAUGCUGUGCAAAGCAGAUGACCUGGACCUGAUCAGGGGUGAAGCGAGCCCCCUCCGGCAGCUUCGGUUCCUAGAGCAGCUCUUAACUUUAGUACCUGGCUGCAAGAAGUCUGCUGGAACCGGACCGGAUCGAGAGAUGCUGCUGAACGAGCUCUACGCUGCUGAGAAUCUGCCUCACCUCACACAGAUGCUGGAACCCACGCUGGACCCCUGGCCUGCAGACAUCAAGGCUUUACGCAAGGGCACCAGGACAACUCUUAAGCCCAGUAGAGAGGAGGCUACUGACCUCGCCACCCUUCUACAGCGGACUGAGUCAACACUGGAGCAGCUACGGUCACAGUGUGAAUUCCUGAGCAGCGAGGCGCAGAGCCCUGGCGUCUUCUCUCCGAGCUCGCUGCGCGUGGCGGCGUGCGACCUCCAGCUGCUGAUGGCGACUUUCAGCCAUGUCUUCGAAACCGACUUGAGGGCUUACUGCAGCAGAGAUCCCCCCAGCUUCAGCGCAGAGACCGACGUCUUCCAGAGAUCACACCAGCUACUGCUGGCCUUCGUCAUGGAGCUGGAAAUGCUAAAGGAAGUAUCUGAAGCUUCUGUAUCCGUGACUGAGGAAGUGAACCAGUUCCAAACACAGCCGGGCUACCGGAGCCGAGGGGAGAAGCGCAAGUUGCCGGACCAAUUGGAGGAACUCACCAGGCGAAUUCGAGACUUUUUCCCCCUGCUUCCUUCCUGAUGGCCUACCUAAACCUUGGCCAAAAAGACAUUCUGGAGUGAGCAAAGCACUUUACACCGUGUGGUAAUAACGAGAGUCCCAUCUGUCGGUGUGUUAAAACUUUAAACAGCAAAGCGGAAUUGUGACCAAAAAUGAGUGUUGUUUAUUUCACAAAGGUUAAAGGGAGCGUUCACCCCAAAGAGAAACUACAUAUUUCCUCCUAGCUUUUUUGCUAUCCAUCAGUCUAGAUUGUUUUGGUGUGAGUUGCUGAGUGAUGGAGAUAUCUGCUGUA
Molecule: messenger RNA, 1323 nt
Organism: Anoplopoma fimbria (sablefish)
Lineage: Eukaryota; Metazoa; Chordata; Actinopteri; Perciformes; Anoplopomatidae
Gene: haus7
Product: HAUS augmin-like complex, subunit 7
Biological process (GO): centrosome cycle; spindle assembly
Cellular component (GO): HAUS complex
Molecular function (GO): microtubule minus-end binding
Source: RefSeq, a predicted model, not a curated record